AACUUGACUUUCAAUCUCCAUUCUGUGGUACUGGUUGGGUACUUAUGUGGGUACUUGGGUAUCCAUCUAUGGUACAUCAUUGUGGGUACAUCAGUACAUCUGGGUACAUCCACUGACGUUCUCUAGGUGCAUUGUACUGAUUGUACAUUUAAUUUUUCCAUUUCAUUUUCCAUUCUUUUGACAAAGAGUGUGUUUAUGUGGUGUUUAUGGUGUGUUUUGUCAGUUUUGUGAGCUCUGUGAAUAAAAUAUGGAUACUUCUCUUUCAAACUUCGAACUUAGUGAAAGUACAGUAAAACUAGGAACGGAAUCUGAGAAUGGGUCAGAUAAAAGCGAACCAAUUGAAAUUCUCAAUUAUGGUGAUGUAGAAUCCUCUAGCAAUAAACAUGAAGAUUGUGACAAUAAUUUGCCAUCAACUGUAACGCUAUUAAGAGAUAGAGAAACUGGAACUAAGGUGUAUCUUGUAGGAACUGCCCAUUUUAGUAAAGAAUCACAGGAAGAUGUUAAAAAGGUAGUACAAAAUGUUCAACCUAAUUUGGUAGUUGUUGAGCUAUGUACUUCCCGAACAAGCAUUUUAGAAUUAGAUGAAAAAACUAUAUUGGAAGAAGCCAAAAAAAUUGAUUUUGCAAGAGUUCUGUCGACUGUCAAGUCAAAUGGAGUGGUUAAUGGCCUAAUGUAUAUAUUAUUAUUAAAUAUGAGUGCUCAUAUAACAAAAGAAAUUGGAAUGGCACCGGGAGGGGAAUUUCGAGUAGCUUAUAAAGAGGCGUCAAAAAUUCCAAACUGCUAUGUCCAUUUGGGGGAUAGACCUAUCGGUAUCACUAUGAGACGGGCGUUAACUCGACUGACUUGGUUUCAAACGUUUAAGCUGGCUUGGCAUCUAUUAACUACAAAAGAAUCAAUCAGCGUAGAAGAAGUAGAAAAGUAUAAAAAUCGUGAUAUGCUCGAACAAUUAUUGGCUGAUUUGGCAGGAGAGUAUCCGGCGUUUCGCGAAGUGUUUCUAGAUGAAAGAGAUAUUUAUUUAACAAAUUCUUUACAAGCAGCUGCAAGAAUUAAGCCUAGCGCGAAACCAGGUGAAAUAAUACCAGAUGAGCCAUUAAAAGUUGUUGGGGUAUUUGGAAUGGGCCAUAUACCAGGAAUUAUAAGACUUUGGAAUCAUGACCAACGACAAUAUAUGCAAGACAUUAUGACAAUACCGCCUCCAUCUUUGACCUCUAAAAUAAUCCGGUAUUCAUUUCGAAUUUCAUUGUUAGGUCUGGGUGGAUACUUUAUUUACAAACUUAUACCACUGCCUUCAGGUUUUAGAGCUAAUUUUAAUGGGUUAACUAAUAAAAUUAUAACCUCUAUAAGAUUUAGUGAUACUGUUAAGUAUACUUUAAAUUAAUUUUAUUACUUUUCUUAAGAAAUAUAUGUAUAUAUUGUACAAGUGCAAAUAAUAUGGUCAUCAAUUUUAAUAACUAGUGUUUUUAUAAUACCUCUUAAAAUUUUGCUAAUACAACACGGUUAUUAAUGAAAUAUUUACAUAAUGUUUAUAACUAUCUGGUCUAAUAUCGUAUGUGAUAUAAGUAUUAUAAUAAACACACAAAACAUUA
This is a messenger RNA of Sitophilus oryzae (rice weevil), 1586 nucleotides long. Its product is annotated as traB domain-containing protein. The coding region runs from base 248 to 1378 and encodes 376 amino acids. The transcript has 6 exons. NCBI's taxonomy places the organism in Eukaryota, Metazoa, Arthropoda, Insecta, Coleoptera, Curculionidae. The record is from RefSeq and is a predicted model, not a curated record.